Molecule: messenger RNA, 2892 nt
Organism: Balaenoptera ricei (Rice's whale)
Lineage: Eukaryota; Metazoa; Chordata; Mammalia; Artiodactyla; Balaenopteridae
Gene: ST6GAL2
Product: ST6 beta-galactoside alpha-2,6-sialyltransferase 2
Exons: 6
Coding region: 140-1636 (498 amino acids)
Biological process (GO): carbohydrate metabolic process
Molecular function (GO): sialyltransferase activity
Source: RefSeq, a predicted model, not a curated record
CGCCGGAGAGGAAAAUGUGACACGCUCGUCCCCGGCUCCAGCGCCUCGGGGUCGGGCGCCGGGAGGCGCGGCGUCCGGAGAAGGUCCAUCCCGCCUCCCGCCGCCUCGGGACGCCAGGUGCUGACCCCGCGGACCUGCCAUGAAACCACACUUGAAGCAAUGGAGACAAGGAACGCUCUGCGGGAUAUUCGCUUGGGGUCUCCUCUUCCUGGUGGUCUUCCUGUACUUCACCGACAGCAACCCUGCCCAGCCCGCGCCCAGCUCCUUCUCCUUCCUGGAGACCAGGAGGCUGCUGCCGGCGCAGGGAAGGCAGCGGGCCAUCAUGGGCGCAUCGGAGGGCCUGCCCGAGGGCACGGACGCUCGCAGGGGGCUGCCCCGCACACACCCGCAUGGCCCGCUGCCCGCGGCGCCGGGCGACCUGCGGGCGUGGGCCCCAGACGGCUUUGAAAAUGAAGACGACUUCCUUUCGCCCCAGACGGGGAGAACAUCGCAAAGCGCUUUCCCCCCGGAGGACGCCGCUCCGGGCACGUCGGGGGGCCCGGAGGGGGCUCGGUCGGCGCGCCGGGCCCGGGGGCGGCGGGCGAAGCGAGGGGCCCGGAGGCAGAGCCGGAGCGCGGCGCCCGGGGUGGGCGAGGACGGGGAGCGGCUGUACGCGUCCGCGUCCCGGGCGCUCCUGCGCCGGCUCUGGAAGGGCGACGCGUCGGCGCGGAUGCUGCACCCGCGCCUGCAGAAGGCCAUGGGCGCCUACCUGCGCGCCAACAAGCACGGCGUGCGCUUCCGGGGGCGCCGGGCGGCCGGGCGGAGCCGCGCGGAGCUGCUGUGCGCCCUGCGGGGCCGCGUGCGGCUGCGCACCCUGGACGGCAGCGAGCCGCCCUUCUCGGCGCUCGGCUGGCGCGCGCUGGUCCCCGCCGUGCCGCUCGGCCGGCUGCUCCCGCGCGGGCUCCGGACCUGCGCCGUGGUCACGUCGGCCGGCGCCAUCCUCAACUCGUCCCUGGGCGAAGAGAUAGAUUCCCAUGAUGCAGUUUUGAGAUUUAACUCUGCUCCUACACGUGGCUACGAGAAGGAUGUUGGAAAUAAAACCACCGUCCGCAUCAUUAAUUCCCAGAUUCUGACCAACCCCAGGCAUCACUUCAUUGACAGUUCGUUGUAUAAAGAUGUCAUCUUGGUGGCCUGGGACCCAGCUCCUUAUUCUGCAAAUCUUCACCUGUGGUACAAGAAGCCAGAUUACAACCUGUUCACUCCAUAUGUUCAGCACCGUCAGAGAAACCCAGACCAACCGUUUUACAUCCUUCACCCCAAGUUCAUCUGGCAGCUUUGGGACAUCAUCCAGGAGAACACGAAGGAGAAGAUCCAGCCGAACCCGCCGUCCUCGGGCUUCCUUGGCAUCCUGCUCAUGAUGAGCUUAUGCGGCGAGGUGCACGUGUACGAGUACAUCCCGUCCGUGCGGCAGACGGACCUGUGCCACUACCACGAGCCCUACUACGACGCGGCCUGCACGCUGGGCGCCUACCACCCGCUGCUCUACGAGAAGCUGCUGGUGCAGCGGCUCAACACGGGCGCCCAGGGCGACCUGCACCGCAAGGGCAAGGUCGUGCUGCCCGGGCUGCGGGCCGUGCGCUGCCCGCCGGGAGCCUGAGGGGCUGGCCGGGCUCCGAGUCCCGGAGAUGCUGGAAGGUGCCCUGGAGGUGGCGCGGCCUUCGGUCGCCAGCUGUGACUUCGUGGUGGCCACGGGGCUCCUUCCCUUUCUAAGCCAUUGAGUAUUAACGACUGCUUUGAAUAUAGAAAUGGAACUCAAAGAAAUAAACUAGAAAGUUGCAAAAAACUUUUGUAAAGAAUAGCUAGAAAAAAAGCAAAUGUAUAACAAGUGGGUAAAUAGCUCCAGAAUGCUAGUCUUCUCUUUCCUAGGGCUGGUUUCAGCAGCAGGUGUCAGGGAUACACCUGAUGGAUGACACAGUUUGUACCUGGGAGCACCCAUGCUGAGGGACAGUACAUGUCCCAUCGACUGUGCCACUUGUACAUGCACUUGUCAUGAAAGAGCCUAGAGUUGAUGACGAACGUCUGCAUUAGCGCCCAGGCAUGUUUACACUAACAGCGGAAGCCGCGGGUAUAUCCUUCGAGGGGUUUCUAGCCCUCGGCAUCCCCAUCUCUGCUCCCAGCUGCCACCGAAGGCUUUGCUCUUUGUGUAUCAGACACAUUUCUAAAACCAUAAAGCCUUCCUCCUGAGCAGUCCAAGAAAAAGCCAACCCGGAAGAGCAGCACAGGGGAAGCACUUUGUUUUCCUGCAAUAUUUCCUUACUUGACUAGCAACGCCCCCAGGCGGACAGGAACAUCCCUGGCAGGUGAAUGCAAAACCGGGGGCUGCAGGGUAGCCCAGGGCAGGACGGCCCCGGGCCGCAGCUUUCCUGGCCUCCUGACCCGCCAGCCCUCCCCACAGCCUUCGUAACCACAGGCGCUGACGAUUAGGACACCCCGGGGAUGUGGGCGGUGGCGUCCAGCCUCUCGCUUUACCCUGGGCUUCUGGGGAUGCACACCUGUCUCUCUCACGCUUUUUUCUUGCAGGUUAAUAUCAGCUAUUGGGAUCCUGACGGUGAUACACUGAUUUUUCACUGAUUCUUCCUACAGACAGAUGUUUAGGAAGCCCACCCUUGUUUUCCCAGACCUGUUUUAUGUCAGCAACAUAACAAAGCCAUGUAAUUAAAUACAGUUGUGUGAAAGCAUCGCUCUUUAACAAACAGGAAAAUAAGUAUGAAUAUGUGCUUCAGAGGGAGAGGCAGCGAAAGAUUGUCAUCCCAGCGUGUUAGCUGUAUCAGUUGGUUUUGUUGUAAUCUCAACUUUUGUCACUGAUACAUCAAAAAAAAAUUUUUUUUUUUUUGGCUGUAAAUGUAGUGAAAC